AUGAAUCUGUGCAAUACAAGUUCUGCAUGCUUGAUUGCUGGAACUGCUGCUACUACAUGCUUGUUUCCUGGAGCAGUUUCUGGUGCUAUCUUUAUAUUGUUAACACCCCGGACUCUCUGGCAAUUCUUAUUGCAUGAGAUUUCACUUCUGAACCCUUGGAGAUUUUGGAAAACGUUAACAGAGGAAGUGAAAAAGUCACCAUCACAAACUCAAAAUGCUUUGCUGGUUGUGGCUGUACUUAUCGCAACUAUAACCUACCAAGCCAUACCAAGUCCUCCCAAUGGCUUUUAUAACGGCACAGAUUACUCUGCUGCUAAAAUAUCAAACAAUUUACAAGAAUUCAUUCCAUUCAUGGUUCCCACUUCAAUUGGAUUUUUUGCAUCGCUUGCAGUGAUUAUUUUAGUUAUGGAUGGGUUUCCACUCAAAGCAUUGUUGGGGAUCGCUGUGCGUUGCAUGGCUGCAAGUUAUUUUUGCGGGCUUUUGUUGAUUGGACCUACUGGUUUAAAUGCUUCACACUGGGCAAUGACAAUAAUAGGAAUAAUGGUCCUCAUGGACUUAUUUCGCUUCGGCUACUGGUUAGUCAAGAGAUGGUCCAAAGAAAUUAGAAAUAGAAGAAGAAUGUAA
This is a messenger RNA of Alnus glutinosa, 624 nucleotides long. RefSeq lists its product as uncharacterized. NCBI's taxonomy places the organism in Eukaryota, Viridiplantae, Streptophyta, Magnoliopsida, Fagales, Betulaceae. The coding region runs from base 1 to 624 and encodes 207 amino acids. The record is from RefSeq and is a predicted model, not a curated record. The transcript has 2 exons.